This is a messenger RNA of Ornithorhynchus anatinus (platypus), 5177 nucleotides long. Its product is annotated as serine/threonine-protein kinase 10-like. Gene Ontology annotation, biological process: protein phosphorylation. Lineage: Eukaryota; Metazoa; Chordata; Mammalia; Monotremata; Ornithorhynchidae. Bases 396 to 4781 code for a protein of 1461 amino acids. The record is from RefSeq and is a predicted model, not a curated record. Gene Ontology annotation, molecular function: ATP binding; protein serine/threonine kinase activity. The transcript has 18 exons.
GAGCGAGAGGAAACGCUGGUGUUUGAGACCUGCUCGAGAAAACCCAUCUCACAUCUCCUCUCCCCGCGCCCCGGCUUGUGCUCUGCCGGGGCCCUGGAGGGCUGGGACGGGCAAGAAGGACUGGUCGGGGAGGCUCCGGGGAUGGGGCCCCCCUGACCCCGGCCCUGAGGCGGCCCACCCGCCCCCAAGGCCCUCGCCACACUUAGGCCCAGCUGGACUAUCGACAGAGAAACGCCAAUCGCUCUAUACAUUCUUCCCGCCAGGCUUGUCCUGGAGGCCUCCCCAGGACCCUGCAGGGAUGGGGCAGUGACUGGGACUGACACUCCACGGCCCCAGGCCGGGACCGGGCCCCGGGACCACCCGGCCACCACCCCGCUGUGGGCUCGGGAGCGACCAUGGCCUUCCUGCUGCGGCUGUUCCGGGCCGGGGCAGAGAAGAGGCGGGUGAAGCUCUACAGGAACGUGAGACGGGACGUGAACCCCGCCGACGCCUGGACCCUGGUCGGAGAGUUGGGGGACGGGGCUUUCGGGAAAGUGUUUAAGGCUCAGCACAAGGAGACGGGAGUCCUGGCCGCUGCCAAGGUGAUCCAGACACAGAACGAGGAGGAACUAGAGGACUAUGUGGUGGAGAUAGAUAUCCUGGCCAGCUGUGAACACCCACACAUCGUCCAGCUGCUGGAGGCCCUCUAUUGGGAAGGGGAACUCUGGAUCCUCAUCGAGUUUUGCCCCGGCGGGGCCGUGGACGCCAUUAUGCUAGAGCUGGAGAAAGGGCUGACGGAGCCCCAGAUCCGGGUGGUCUGCAAGCAGCUGCUCCGGGCCCUGGCCUACCUGCACUCCUCCAAGGUCAUCCACCGAGACCUCAAGGCUGGGAACGUCUUGCUGUCCGCCGCCGGGGACGUCAAGCUGGCCGACUUUGGUGUGUCUGCCAGGAACACCCGGACCCUGCAGCGCCGAGCAUCCUUCAUCGGCACCCCGUACUGGAUGGCACCAGAGGUGGUUCAGUGUGAGACUUCCAAGGAAGCACCCUACGACUCUAAGGCUGACAUCUGGUCGCUGGGCAUCACCCUGAUCGAGAUGGCGGAGAUGGAGCCCCCGCACCACGAGCUCAACCCCAUGAGGGUUCUCCUGAAGAUCUCCAAGGCCCAGCCGCCUACCCUGCACUCCCCGACACGGUGGUCUGAAGACUUUAAGGACUUCCUGCGCAGAUCCUUGGCUCGGGACCCAGACAGCCGGUGGUCAGCUAGUCAGCUUCUGCAGCACCCUUUCGUGUUGGAGGUAGAAGACAACCGGCCACUGAGGGAGCUCAUUGCUGAGGCCAAAGCAGAGGUGCUGGAGGAGUUUGAAGAGGAGGAGGAGCAGGAGGAAGAAGAGAAGGAGAAGGAGGCAGGCAAGGAGGAGGAGGUGCAAGUCAUUCUGCCCCACCAGGAGCACAAGAGGGCCCUGCCCAACAUGGGCGGCCACGGCUCGGAGCCAGAGAGGACCCCUGCGUCCAGGAGGUCUUCCCUGGGGGAGCCGCUGGGGAACGGUCCUCUCAGCAAGGAGGACCGGUCUCGCCCGCCGACGUGGAAGGUUCAUCCCGAGACCCAGCAAGCCACCGGAGCUGUCCUGCCCCCAGCAGACACCCAGGAGCUUCCUCGGGAAAGCCGCCCGGCAGCCCGGCCAGAGGGCCGCCCCUCCGGCCAAUCCCCCGGCCCUCAGGGGGCCGCCGACGACGAGAAGCUGGCCGCUACCCUCCAAGACCCCCCUAGGCUGAGGGCCAAAAGGGCGCCUGACUACCCGAAGCAGGCCAGGCGCAAGUCGGCUCCGACGCUCGAGGGGCAGAGGGCCUGGCCGGGGUCGAUGAGGCUGCCCGGCAAGAAGCCAGCGGACUUCCUGAAGCUUAUAAGACGACGGUCAUUCUUCGGAGGAGGGAGGCCCCAGGACCCGGUCAAGGACGACGGGCUGGGGGCCACCCGGGGCGGGCGGGGGGACCCAGAAGUCCUUCCUGGACCUCAGAAGCCUCCGCCUCUUCCAGCUGAGCAUGAUGGAACUCCGAGGGGGACGCUUGCAGAGACUCCCACCCCCGAGGCCAGGGGAGGGACAGAAUUCACCGAGCCUCAUGGGGCAAUGCUUAGCCCCUCAGAGAAGCAGGCCUGGGCAGAGGCGGGGUCUCCGGGGAGGCGAGCUUCCGUGGACUUAGAGAGGGGAGGAAGUGGGGCUGACCAGAACCUGGGAGCCGAAACCCACCAGGCCACUGACCCGCAUAACAGAGAGAGAGCCUCUCCAGCUCCAGUCCCCCGCCCCCGGCUGGGAGGUCCUCAGGAGGCCCAGGAGGGCCCCGUUCAGAACACGGGUACGGCCGGCUUGGGUGGGACAGAAGGGAGCCGGGACCCCGUGGGCCCCGAGGAAAGGCUGUCGUACCCGGACGGAGGGCCGCCAGCGGUGCCUGGACGGCCGGAUGAGAGGCUGCCCCGCGGGCCGGCACCGAGCGAGACACGGGCAGCCCUGGGGACGUCCCGACCUCCAAAUUCUGAGCAGGCGGAGGCGGGGGGUGAGAACCGGGAGAGAAGGCUAGGAGUAGCCAAAACCCAAUCCCUGGAUCUCACUCCUGUCUGCAGCCCUCGUGGAAAGGCCCCAGAGUCACCAGGAGAGUACCUGCUGGCUGCACUCGAUCUCUGCCAGGCGAUCACUGAGGUUCCGGGCCUCCGGGGCCCGGCCAGACUCUCGGGACCCAGAGCCCCCGGAGGCACGAUGGUGGCCCCGAGCUGGGCUGCGGAACCUCUGGUUCGGGCCGGGGUUCAGAGAGGAAGGUCGAGUCACGGGGGAUCCCCUUCUCUUGAUGCCCAAGCCAGGGUCCAGAUGGGACACCGUUUCACACGGUCAGAGCCAUCUGAAGAGAAGGUGCAGCUGAGAGACACCGGGGCCCGGGACCCCCGAGCAGAGGAUGAGCCGGAGCGCGCGAGGCCCAACCAGGCGGGCGAGCGGAAACCACCGCCCAGAGAGGAGGUGCCCUUUUCGGGAAAGGGAGACCUGGGCAGGACCACUGAUUUUGAACAGGAAGGUCCGAGAGGGGCAAGGGGGGAUUCCUCCCCCGGAGAGAUCCCAGCCCACGGCAAGCUGGAAGGGCCCGGGGCUGCUGUAGCCGCGAAGACUCUCACGACCCCCGAGGAGGAAGCCGAACCCCGGGACCCAGAGAGUGACCAGGGUCAGGAAGCCGGUAAAGGUGAAGAUGACUUUCGGAAUUCUACCCUGACGUUUUCCGGGCCAGCAGCUGGCGUAGCAAGAGAGGCAGAGACUCUGGCCGGUUCAGCAAAGGCGGGACCCCAAGAGCCUCUGACAGAGAAGAAGACGGUGAGCUUCUCCCAAGAGCCUCCUGGGUCUCUCGGAACGGCAAAACCCAUGAGCAACGGACAAAUGCUUAGAGAAGGUGCAACUUCUGGGAGAGACGCAGGAUCUUCAAACUCCCGGGAAGGUGAACCGCUGGAAAGAAAGGAAGAACUGGCCGCUGGUUCUGGAGAGCUCCCUGCUGCCCUUCACUUCCAAACUCCAAGGAUGCUGGCUGCAGGCAGCCUGACUCAGGACACCACCUUGCUCCGGAAAACGGUGAAGAAAACCCGCAGGUUUGUGGUGGACGGCAAGGAGGUCAGUGUGACGACCUCCAGGCCCGUGGGUGAGGCGGACCACAGCAGCGAGAAACGGCGCUCUGCUCGACGCCAGGAACUGCACGAACUCCGGCUCCUUCAGAAGGAAGAGCAGCGAGCCCAGAGCCAGCUGGACCAGAGGCACCAUCAGCAGCGGGAGCAGCUGUUCCGUCACAUUGAGCAGGAGAUGACGGGCAAGAAGCAACACUACGAUCGGGAAAUAGAGGCCCUGGAGCGGCACUACCAGUUGACCUCAGAGAGGUUGGAGGCCGAGCACAACCAGCGGGUGCGGAACGAGGUCAGGCGUCUGAAAUCCCAGCAGCAGAAGGACUUGGCCAGGCUGCUGCCCGCUCCGAAGGAGAACCGGAAGGAGCUAGGGCUCAUCCAACAGCAGCAGCAGGAGCAGCUGAACCAGGUCCUGCAGAAGCUGGCCCAGGAACACAAGAAGAAAAUGACUUCCAUUGAGUGGGAAUGCACCAGCAAGUUGCACAGCCUCAAAAGAGCCCGGGAAUCGAUCAUCUGGAAGCUGGAGCAGUCCCACCUGCAGGACAAGUAUCAGCUGUUCAAGCAGCAGGUCAAGGAGCAGUACAACUUGCAGGGACAGCAGCUGAUAAAGCGCCAGGAGAAGGAGAAGGAGCGAAUGCACAGCUUCCACCACCUCCUCCGGGACGACCUAAGGAACAGGCAGACCCAAGAAAGAAGCCAGCAGCAAAAGACUGGUCGCCUCCAAGCCAAGGAGCGCCUGACCCAGUUCAAGGAGAGCCUGAAGAGCCAGGAAAUGAGCGGCUCGGAGCACAGAGAACACAUAAAACAGUUUCUGCAACAAGAGGACGUGCGCCAGAAAGCCGAAGCUGAGGAGCAGGUGAAGCAGCACCAGGAGCAGUUGCAGGAGCUGCAGCGGCAGCUGGAGGUCAACGAGGAUGAGAUGGGGCAGAUGCAGGCUGAAAAAGUCCACCUUCUGAAAGAACAGGAAAACAAAAAACUAACAGGGCUGGACGACGAACACACCAUGGAACUGAGCGAAUGGCGAGAGAGACUAGUUACCCGCAAAGAGAUGCUGGAGGACAAACUGUCUAGCAGACUCCUACUUCGUGCCCCAGAGUCGCAGCGAGGCAGUGAAAGCAGCUGGAAGCUGUCCCGCUUCUUCUCCAUGCUCCACUAACCUCCUGGUCAGUGUCUGUGGUGAAGAUUGGACUCUCAAUCCAGCCAAGGCAUUUACUGAGUGCUCACUGCUGAGCACUGUACUAAGCACUUGGGAGAGUACAAUACUAUGGUGUUGGUAGAGAUGAUCCCUGCCCUCGAGGAACUUAGUCUAUAGUGGGAUAUAGAUAAUACGCAUCUAUUAGAUAUAUAUAUAUAUAUAUCUUUUAGAUAUAGAUUAAUAUAGAUGUAAAAAAAUAAGGGAAGCAGCAGAGUAGAAGGAUAUGUACAGAAGUGCCAGGCGGGGCGGGGGUGGAGUAAGUACUGAGUGCAUACACGAUACAGAACAGUAAUAAUAAUAAUAAACGUGGUAUUUGUUAAGCGCUUCCUACGUGCCGAGCACUGUUCUAAGCACUGG